AGCGCUGCCCCUCACCUCAGAGCGCCGCCAUCUUACCGCGCUUCCGCUCCGCGCUCUGAUUGGCCGUCACCGACGCCAAUCUGCCGCUUUGCUCUCUGUGAUUGGCUGCUCUUCCUUUAAGCCCCGCCCUCAGCGCCACGCCUGUGCCCCGCCCUUCUCCUUCCCCUCUCCACCAAUCCCCUUCGGCGCCCACGCCCCACCUCCACCAAUCCCCGCCCCGCCUCCACCAAUCCCCGCCCCCUCGGGGGGCGGGGCCUGUCGCCAGGGCAACGCGGGUAGGGCGGAGUGCCCGGAUGUGGCUCGAUCGCAAGAUGGCGGCGGCCGAGUGAGCUGCGUGGGGGGGCAGCGGCAGCGCUUCUUCCCCCGAGGGUCCCGGGAUGCGGCGCUGAGACCGGAGCAGCCUCCGGUUCCCCUCAGGUCCUCGCCAUGUUCAGCAAGAAGAAGAAGCGCUUGGAGAUCUCAGCCCCAUCCAACUUCGAGCACCGGGUGCACACCGGCUACGACCAACGGGAGCAGAGGUUCACGGGGCUGCCACGGCAAUGGCAGGGGCUGCUGGAGGAGUCAGCCAAGCGCCCCAAGCCCCUGGUGGAUCCCGGCUGCAUCACUGCCAUCCAGCGAGCCUCACAGAAGACCAUCGUCCGGGGCAGCAAAGCCUCCAAGGACGGCUCCUUGACCUGGCUCCUGGAUGAGUUUGAGACCAUGUCCGUGUCCCGUUCCAAUUCCCUGCGCAGGGACAGCCCCCCCUUCCCACGCCUGCACCCGGAGAACGGCCUCAGCCCGGGCCCAGCCUCACCUCCAGCCCCGGAGGACCCCGGCCGGAGCCGGAGCCGGAGCAGCCGCCCCGGGCGCGAUGGGGCCCAGGGCAAGGAGCAGCCCCACGGCCACCCCCCGGCUCCCCACGGAGGGGCUCCCGGUGCCCGUCCCCAUCCCGACGGUGCCGGAGCCAUCCCGGAGCCGCGGCGAGAGGCCCCCGACAAGCGCCCCAAGUCUGCCAUGGGCACCGGGGGGAGCAGCCCCCCCGGCCCCCGGGACAAGCGGCCGCUCUCGGGGCCCAGCAUCCGCACCCCCAACAUCCCUGUGGCCGAAGGGGUGAUGAAGGCAGCUCAGCAGACCGGGAGGGUCUUCAACACAUACCCCCGGGCUGAGAGCGACCCCGGCCCGCAGGCAGAGCCACGACCAUGCCACCCCCAGGAGCCAACCCCCAACGGCCCCCCCGGAUCCACGGACCCCCCCCCCCGUCCCCCCCUGUCCCCCCACUCCUCUGCCCCCCAUCCGACCCGGACCCCCCCCGGCCCCACAGCAGCUGGGGGGGGGGCACAACGGGAGCCUCAGCGCGUGUCCCACGAGCAGUUCCGCGCCGCGCUGCAGAUGGUUGUGGAUCCUGGAGACCCUCGAUCCUACCUGGACAACUUCAUCCGCAUCGGGGAGGGCUCCACAGGCAUCGUCUGCAUCGCCACCGUGCGCGGCUCCGGGCGGCUCGUGGCUGUCAAGAAGAUGGACCUGCGCAAGCAGCAGCGGAGAGAGCUGCUCUUCAAUGAGGUGGUGAUCAUGAGGGACUACCAGCACGAGAACGUGGUGGAGAUGUACAACAGUUACCUGGUGGGCGACGAGCUCUGGGUGGUCAUGGAGUUCCUGGAAGGCGGCGCCUUGACCGACAUCGUCACCCACACCAGGAUGAGCGAGGAGCAGAUCGCUGCCGUCUGCCUGGCCGUGCUCAAGGCUCUGGCCGUGCUCCAUGCGCAAGGAGUCAUCCACCGCGACAUCAAGAGCGACUCCAUCCUCCUGACGCACGACGGGCGGGUGAAGCUCUCGGACUUCGGGUUCUGUGCCCAGGUGAACAAGGAGGUUCCGCGCCGCAAGUCCCUGGUGGGGACACCCUAUUGGAUGGCACCGGAGCUCAUCUCCCGCCUGCCCUAUGGACCAGAGGUGGACAUCUGGUCCUUGGGUGUGAUGGUCAUCGAGAUGGUGGAUGGGGAACCCCCUUACUUCAAUGAGCCCCCCCUCAAGGCCAUGAAGAUGAUCCGGGACAACCUGCCCCCUAAGCUGAAGAACAUCCAUAAGGUGUCUCCAUCCCUCAAAGGCUUCCUGGAGCGGAUGCUGGUGCGGGACCCCGGGCACCGCGCUACAGCCGCCGAGCUGCUCAAGCACCCGUUCCUGGGCAAGGCAGGGCCCCCCUCCGCCAUCGUGCCCCUCAUGCGCCAGAACCGCCUGCGCUGAGGCCGCCGCCAUCCUCAUCCUCACCGCGCUGGGACCAUGCUCCAUGGCACACACUACUGAGGGGGGGGCCAGGCCCCCAGAGCAGCCUUGGGGGUCAGGGGGUGCUCCUCAGCCUUGGGGGGGCUUUGCUGGAGGCCCCGACUCCCUUCUUCUGAACCCCACUUUUCUAGCCCCAUCCACCCCUGUGGUGGCUCCAGAGUGGGGUGGGACACCCCCAAACCCUAUGGCCACACUACUGAUUGAGGGGGUCCCCCACCCCGAAUGGGGGGUUGGGAGUCUCCUCGCCCCGAACAUGGAUCUUGGGGUUCCCCUACCCCCAGACCUGGUUUUUGGGGGGUUUGGGGUGGGAUUUCUCCCCCAGUUUGUUUUUUAAAGCUAUUUAUAAUGUCGUUUUGUAAGGGGGGGCCCAGGGCUGGCACAUGGGGGGGGCCCCC
Molecule: messenger RNA, 2651 nt
Organism: Melopsittacus undulatus (budgerigar)
Lineage: Eukaryota; Metazoa; Chordata; Aves; Psittaciformes; Psittaculidae
Gene: PAK4
Product: p21 (RAC1) activated kinase 4
Exons: 10
Coding region: 427-2217 (596 amino acids)
Biological process (GO): regulation of MAPK cascade; intracellular signal transduction; protein phosphorylation
Cellular component (GO): cytoplasm
Molecular function (GO): ATP binding; protein serine/threonine kinase activity
Source: RefSeq, a predicted model, not a curated record